Messenger RNA from Lagopus muta (rock ptarmigan), 5863 nucleotides. RefSeq lists its product as uncharacterized. Gene Ontology annotation, molecular function: protein binding; protein-membrane adaptor activity. Lineage: Eukaryota; Metazoa; Chordata; Aves; Galliformes; Phasianidae. The transcript is spliced from 14 exons. Bases 431 to 2158 code for a protein of 575 amino acids. The record is from RefSeq and is a predicted model, not a curated record. Gene Ontology annotation, biological process: nucleus-vacuole junction assembly.
UGGAAAACUGCCUUACAAAACUGAAGUUGUUUUUUUCAUCACCUCAUUGCUUUUCUAGCUUCAUGAAGGCUUUUGUGGAUACUCCAGGAGUUAAACUCUGUUCUCCAUGGAAUGGGUUUAGGUCAUCAUCUUAUUUUUCUUCAAGAAAAGGGAGGGUGUCUGUGCAUGGCUCAGGUCCAGCCUUUUCAGUAAUAUUUGAUAGACUGGGAGAUCCACAGAAAUCAGCUUUGUUGUGUAAUGUAGCUUUUUGGGUGCAGAUGCUUGACUCCUUCACAGCAGCCGCACAGCGUGUCAUGCUGACAUCUGUAACUCUGGACAAACACCAAAGUGGCAAGUAAGUGCAAAGUUGGGGAGAAACUUUUUUUUUUCCCCAUCUCUUUCGUUCUCCUUGGUUUUUUUGUUGAUUUUUUUUGCUGCUGUUGGAGCAAGAAUGGGUCAGCUGUGUGGACGGUGCAUGCAGCUGCUGCACAACUUCGUGGCCUUCGUUCAGAAGAUGUCUUCAGAGCUGGUGCACAGCGUGAAGGAAUGCUUAGCUCUGAUAAGCGAGUGCUCCUGCUUGAAACAGAAUGCCUCAAAGACCAGACAGCUGUACAAGCCCAUGCUGCAGCCUCAUGAGCGGGUUACAGCACAGGAAUUUCUGCAGCAAAUUGAAAGAGGUUUUGAGAUGUCACCACUGGGAAAGGACCCUCUGGAAGCCUUGAGGAUCUUAGCUUUUUCUGAAAACCCAGGUCUACAGCAGUCUGCUGCUCUCUAUUAUUUGCAUAUGAGCCAGCACAUGAAUGUUCCCCUGCCAGCAGAGCAUCUAGAGCCCUUCUAUGCCUUACUGCGCUCUGCUGACCUGGAGGUACAACAGAUGUCUUCUUUGUCCCUUGUCAACUUUUUGCUGGAAGGAAAUAUUGACAAAGAAAUGGUUAUCCAAAUGGGUUUACUUGAGCCAAUUCUGGAUCUGCUUGAGUCAGAGGAUCCCACUGUCCAGUGUAAUUCCUGUGCCUGCACAAUGACUUUAGCUGUUUCAGAAUCCAACCGAGAGGCUAUCGGCGCUGCUCGAGGAGUUACACCUUUACUGUCUCUUGCCAACUCCUAUGAUCCUAGAGUACAACAAAAUGCAGUUGGUGCUAUUCUCAACCUUACACAAUCAGAGAGGAUCCAACUGGUCUUGUGCAAGGAAGGAGCCCUGCCAGUUCUCACCUUGCUGUUGGAGUCCCCUGACUCAGAAGUGCAGUAUUAUAGCUGUGCUGCCCUAAGCAACAUAGCAGCCAACACUCAGCACCAUGAGGCCAUGCUGAGAAUUGGUGACAGAUUCCUGCUGCGCAUGCUCAUCUCUCUUCUGUCUUCCUCUGUGGACAAGAAGGUUUCAAGCCAGGCAUGCGUUUGCCUAAGAAAUUUGGCUACCAGGGCAGACACACAGGCCGAGCUGGUUGCCAAGGAUGUCCUGCCCAGGCUGUGCUCUCUCCUGGUGUCCAGCAGUGAGGAUGCGUGUCGUGCAGCUGUCGCUCUGCUCUGGGUGCUGUCCCAGCACCCACAUAACCAGGAUGCUCUGGUGUGCACUGAGCUACUGCAGAGCCUGGGGAUGCUCCUGUCAGUGCACACAACAGACCCUGUGAUUGCUGGCCAUGCUGCUUGCAUCAUCAAAAACCUGAACCUUUCCAAGAACAGACAGAGAAUCAUUGAGAGCCCAUGUGUUGAAGGUCUCCUCCAGACCAUGCUUUCUAUUGACGUUGAAGAAAACUCUCUUCAUUAUGUGACAUCUUGCCUUGCUGAGCUGGCAAAGCAAGAAGGAGGCACAUUAUGCAUGGUCAAAUGGAUGAAUGAACCCUUGACAAAGCGCUUGGUAAGACUGGCUGGCCAACGGGAACAUACCGAGACAUCCUUUCAAGCUGCCUCCAUCAUCCACCACAUGAUAGAUCACGAAAAGAUGAUGCUUUUGUUGAAGUGUCACAUCAUUGAGAUUCAGGCCUACCUCAGGAAUUUUCUUACCCACCAAGAGGUUCGCUUCCAGCAGCUGGCCAUUUCCACAUUCUGCAGGCUGCAGGCAGAUCCAGAAUUCUCAUUAGCAUUCAGGAAAAACCAAAUGGCCAAACUCCUCGAGCAAGUCCGUCAACAGACAGAAGAAACUCAAGAGCUCCUUAGGGCAGCUAUUUGCCAUGCAGAUAGUUAAUAUUUAAAUCAGAUAGCUUAAAAAACUUACCAGAUUCAAGAGCCUGAUCUUUUAGAGAUGACUGUCUUCAUUGGUUCCUGUAGCUUAACUGCUCCUGUUACUUGCAAUUUCCUGCUAUGAACAUGGUGCACAGCACCUUUAUAAAGCAGAGAUGUUCCAAUAACAAGAAUGGGACCAGAUCAAAAAGCAAACACAAUAUAACAGCUCCCAUGAAAGACUUGUGAAAUGCGUAUAUGAAGACAGAAAUCUGUUUUCUGCAAAUGGCACAUUAUUUCCAUAGGUACUUGCAAAAGGGAAAGUGAACAAAUUCGACAAAAUUACACAUAAAUGUUAUACUCUGUUAAUUCAUUUUGAAAGAAGUUAGAGGACCAAUACAUGUAGUAGUAUGCUUAGCUCUAAAUUCAUCUGUCUUGAAUUCGUGAUGUGUAUACAGGUUCAGACUGCUCAUGCCUUCCCUAUUCUCCAGGGGGCAGUGAAUCUGUCUCAUGGAUCUUCUUGCCAAUCAAAACAGUAUUUUUCAGAAGAAAAAAACAAACAAACAAACAAACCCACAAACUAAAGUCCAGAGUCUUGAACUUGUGGAGCACUGCUUUUUUUUUGUUGUUGUUAAUGAUUUAAUCUCUAGGAGAAAGCUAACCUAUUAAUAGUUGUCUACUACUAAUAAUAAUUCAGUAAUAAUCUAUUUCCUCCUUUAAAACAUACACUUCUUUUUUUAAAUUCAGGAAGCCGGUUGAAGCUUCUUGUUAGACUGGCUGGAAUACUGUAGUUUUACAACAAUAGAAUUGGCAAAUCUCUGAUCCCAGAUUGCACUUUUAAAAGAAACUGUCUUUAAAAAGAAAAAAAAAAAAAGUACAGCUUUAGAGUUGCUACUGGCUACAAACAUGGAAUAAAAAUUGAGUGAGAUGUAGGAAAACAUCUGCCAACUAAGAUCUCACUAUAACAUUUUACUUUGGCCCAAAUCUUUAAGCUGAGCUUAGGAGCAUGGGGAGACAUUUUAUUUGGGUAAAGUUUCAUUUCAGCAAUUGCAAAUUCUCUCCAAUUAUAAGGUCUAAAAACAUACAAACAAACCCAGCCCCAAACAGGUAAAAGCUUCUCUACAGCACAGCAAAAAAACUAGUUAAAGAACAGAUAGCUGUUAGAUAAAGCAGUAUGGAAUUUUCAAUACUCAUGUGUGGCAGACAGGAAAUUUCUUUAGAAACAUCACAUGAAAGACCCAUGCACCUACUGAUGCAUGUUGGUGCAGUUGGGUUCUUAGAACAGAGGACCAAAAGGAGCUGACUGAUGCAGAUAGGGAUGAAAGCAGGAGAUCUCCAACUUUAGGCCACCUCCUUGGAUGAUUUUAGAUUAUUUUCUAAACAGAAAACCAGUGCAACUUUUUAUGACCACUGUGGUAUAAGUGAAGACUUUGGAGUGUCUUCUCUCUGUUUUUCUUAGCUAUUUAAUUGCAAACUUUACUUCAACAUCUUUGCAAGAAGCAUAGCUGUUGUGAAAGGUCACUCGCUACUCCAUACCUUCAGAAAAACUCUAAUUUCUACAACUACUGAUUCUACCUCUCAGAACUGUUGAUUCCAAACAUACAAAUAACAAAACAGAUGCAACAGCAGGCAAAAAAGCUGGCAUUCAUUUUAUACUGCACUUAUUACUGAUAACAAUAUUCAAAUCUUCCAGCAUUUAAAGAAGGGGGUUAAACCCAAGAUUUAAUUUUUUUUUUUUUUUUUUUUUUCCAUAUUUUUGGGCUUUCACACCUACAUCUAUACCCACUCUGUGGACUUCAGUUUGCAGCUGGGUCCUUGAAAGAGAACAUUUGUUUUCCCUUUUUAUUUGAAGCAAAUCUGGAAUUAAUAUAAUUAUACAUUGUUUUAUUUGCAGUCCAGUGCAAAAACCACAUGGAAAGUGAAGUAAUCUCUUCAUCUUUGUGCUUUAAACAGCAAAGUGAGUGUUCUGAUGUCUCAUAAAAAUAGUCGAGAUCAAUACAGCUUAUGCCUGGGCCUAAAUGAAUCCUUGGACCAAAAAAAAUGAAGCUAAAUCUUACUGGCAACAUCUUUGUUGUGUUCAUAGCUGUAAGUAAUCCUGUACUGAUUUUUCAGUAAAGAGAUCAGAGGAAAACUAAAAACUAAAGAGGUUUUACGCAUACCAGGAACAUGAAGAAGAGUUUUCCACCACAGACUGACUCCCGCUUCAAGUAUGCAAGAAAAUCAAAGUAGAAAUAGAAAUAUUUCAAACAAGUUUUAUUUGGUACUCACAUGCUAUAAAGGUUUAAAGGAAAACUACAUAUUUUGGACACUUUAAAAUAUUGUGGCUAUGUACAUGGAAAAUUAAAGAAAGUGAGUAUGGAACCCAAUUAAUUUUACUGUGUCACGAACUAUUAUUGAAAGCAUUCUGACUGAAUAGACUGAAUAGCUUCCAUGCAUUCUGGCAGAUAAGUCUCUUUUUCUUUGCUUUUCCAUUGCUUUUAUCCCAUCUCCUGUGUAGGAUGAACGCUUGGCAGCAGCAGAAAGUCACUUCUUCAAGAACUCUUCCGCUUUUGUCUCAGAAGAUUUCUUCUGCAAGCACAGACUUUCUGCACAGCUUCCUAUAAGCCUAGCUCAGUGCUCACUAAAGGCAGGUGCAGGAAUCUGAGUGGCCAUUCUCUGUCAGCACGAACCGAAACCCCGUAAACCCCAUUUCCACCGCUAUGGAUCUACUCAGGGACUUCAACAAACAAUGCAUGAAGCCCCGGUUGAUGUUUCCAACUCAAAUACCCCGUGAGUUCUGCCUGCAACAGCACGGUUUAUCACAGCAUAGAAAGGUGCACAAUGUUACUGUUCUGUUCAACAACAACUGAAAGUGAGGGAUGGCAUAAUGAUGGUAGAAAUCAGCAUGAAACUAAAGAGAAAGCAACUUGCAUUGCUCCUCUUAUCACUCAAACUGUAGUGCAUUAUAAAAAUCACACGCUACAUACAAAGCACAAACAAUGACCAUUUUCCAUUUGCUCUGAAACGAGCAAAACCAAAAAAUUCCCCAAACCUGCUUUAUCAUCAAAAAAAUCAACUAUUUCAGGUUUCACACAGUCUUCAAUCGUCUGAUAAGGCAAAGGAAAAGUCUUCCAUCAUUGGGAACAGCAGCAAUUUACAGGACUCAGAACAAGGUUACUCCCUGUGCACAUCUUUUAUAGUACUGUGAACGUGAAUGUAACAAAAAAAUAAUCAAGUUUGCAGUACCAUUUUAUUACAUUUUUCUAAUUUAUUCAAUUAAACAAUUUAUUUCUGUACUGAACAAAAUUCAUAAAUACAUCAUCUAGGAGAACAAUAGGUUUUCCUCUUGUCCAUGAAAAAAUAAUGCUUUCAAAUUUUCACAUUUUAAAACCUGCCUCGUUUUGUGUUUUUAGAGAAAAAAUGUGAGAAGAUCAUAGUGACAUCUCAAUUUACAGAACGUCCCUGUAGGAAUUACAUUUACAAGAACCUGAUACAGAAGCCGAUGCUCUGCCCCCAUAAUUAGAGUUCUCUGCAAUAAUAUUUAAACCAACAGGUUUAAAUAAAACACCUCAUUAACUCUACUCGUAGAGCAAUGAGGUAUUUAAUUUUCAAGUAUCAGAACCACAAAGCGUAAAAGAUUCUUUGCCAAUUUUACAAUUAUGCCUUUUAAACCAACACCCACCUGAAAAAAGAAGAAAAAAAAAAAGAGAAAGCCCCACUACCCGAAUCAGCCCAUUGCUUUCAGAUUCCA